GAGAUCAGCGCAGGUGGAGGGUGCGGACGGACCAAGCUCACUGACCAUGGCUUCCAAGUGUCCCAAAUGUGACAAGACAGUGUACUUCGCCGAGAAGGUGAGCUCCCUCGGCAAGGACUGGCACAAGUUCUGUCUCAAGUGUGAGCGCUGCAACAAGACACUGACCCCCGGCGGCCACGCUGACCAUGAUGGGAAGCCCUUCUGCCACAAGCCCUGUUAUGCUACACUGUUUGGACCCAAAGGCGUGAAUAUAGGGGGCGCUGGUUCCUACAUCUACGAGAAGCCUCUGACGGAGGCUUCUCAGGUCACCGGCCCCAUUGAGGUCCCUGUGGUGCGAACUGAGGAGCGGAAGACCAGUGGACCCCGCAAGGGUCCCAGCAAAGCCUCUAGUGUCACCACGUUCACUGGGGAACCCAAGAUGUGUCCUCGAUGCAACAAGAGAGUAUAUUUUGCUGAGAGGGUGACCUCCCUGGGCAAGGACUGGCACCGGCCCUGCCUGCGCUGUGAGCGCUGCUCCAAGACACUGACCCCAGGCGGGCAUGCUGAGCACGAUGGCCAGCCCUACUGCCAUAAGCCUUGCUAUGGAAUACUCUUUGGACCCAAAGGAGUGAACACCGGCGCUGUGGGCAGCUAUAUCUAUGACAAGGACCCAGAAGGCACAGUUCAGCCUUAGAUCUGCAGAUGCUGGCCUCA
Molecule: messenger RNA, 693 nt
Organism: Acomys russatus (golden spiny mouse)
Lineage: Eukaryota; Metazoa; Chordata; Mammalia; Rodentia; Muridae
Product: cysteine-rich protein 2-like
Exons: 1
Coding region: 47-673 (208 amino acids)
Source: RefSeq, a predicted model, not a curated record